Molecule: messenger RNA, 1413 nt
Organism: Orcinus orca (killer whale)
Lineage: Eukaryota; Metazoa; Chordata; Mammalia; Artiodactyla; Delphinidae
Product: fibroblast growth factor 11-like
Exons: 4
Coding region: 716-1165 (149 amino acids)
Biological process (GO): fibroblast growth factor receptor signaling pathway; animal organ morphogenesis; regulation of cell migration
Cellular component (GO): cytoplasm
Molecular function (GO): fibroblast growth factor receptor binding; growth factor activity
Source: RefSeq, a predicted model, not a curated record
GCAGCCCGCUCUUUGAGUGGGACCCAGCCCCCACGUGAGUCAGCCAGCCUCACCAGCUCCCUGGCCCCCUCCCCCAUUUCCUUGGUUUGGUACCGAAUAUCCCCCAUCCCAGGCGGGUUACCUGGCUGAAGGGGAGAGGCUGAGCCUCAGGGACGGCUGGGACUCCCGCGAGCCAGCAGACAGACAGACAGAUGGGUCAGUGUCAGACAGUCCGGCGCUGGGCCAAGGCGAGGCCCGCGCGAAGCGAGCGGCAGCUGCAGCAGCAGGUGCUGAGUCAGCGUCAGGUCCAGUCCCACCCCCACCCCUGAGGGGGCGCCCCUACCCUGGGGUCACCUUAAUGCCCCCCACAUUCGCAAACACACUGCCCUUUCAGCAGCUCUGCCUGUCUCCCUCUGUCCUCUGCGUUUCCAUAUAUCUCUCCCCUUCCUCUUCCUUCUUCUCCCCUCCCCCCAUUCUGGUUGAGCUGUAGAGUAGGAAUUAAGCCUUUAAAUAAAUUUCAAUCAAUUCAACUGAAAGCUGGUUAGAGGAGGCAGAAGGGACCCACACCCCAGCUUCCUCUGGAGUCAAAGAGAGGUGGGAGAGAGCUUGCUUAGAGGGUCAGGGAGCUGGGGCCCUGGGACCCUCUUCCUUCCCUCCAUCCUCCUUUCUUUCUCUCCUCUGAUCCCGCCAAGUGUAGCAAUGUUUCUGGGAACAGAGAUGUCAUGUUCCAAGAUGAAUGUCUCUCUCUCCAGAGACUCAGCUCAAAGGCAUCGUCACCAAACUGUUCUGCCGCCAGCGUUUCUACCUCCAGGCGAAUCCCGAUGGGAGCAUCCAGGGCACCCCAGAGGACACCAGCUCUUUCACCCACUUCAACCUGAUCCCUGUGGGGCUCUGUGUAGUCACCAUCCAGAGUGCCAAGCUGGGUCACUACGUGGCCAUGAACGCUGAGGGGCUGCUCUACAGCUCGCCACAUUUCACAGCUGAGUGUCGCUUUAAGGAGUGCGUCUUUGAGAAUUACUAUGUCCUGUACGCCUCUGCUCUCUAUCACCAGCGUCGUUCUGGCCGGGCCUGGUACCUGGGCCUGGACAAGGAGGGCCAAGUCAUGAAGGGAAAUCGAGUCAAGAAGACCAAGGCAGCCGCCCACUUUGUGCCCAAGCUCCUGGAGGUUGCAGCAUGCAGGAUCUAGUUCCCUGACCAGGGAUCGAACCCAGGCCCCCUGCACUGGGAGCGUGGAGUCUUAACCACUGAACCACCAGGGAAGUACCUGUAGCUUAUUUUCAAGUUGUCUUUUUAAGAAAGAAAACUCUUAAUUGUAAUACAGAAAAUGUAUCAUUCUUUUCUUUUAGAGUCAACAUUUUUGUAUCUUGUUUAAGAAAUCUUUCCCUUCUCCAAAGUUCAAAAGAUAUUUCUAUUAUAGUUUUCUAUUAAAAUUUU